ACAUGUGGGACAGAGAGGGUGUUUGUCUAUUUUUCUGACCUUUGAUCAGUUCAGAACAAACAUGGCGGCCGUCAGCAGAGAAACGAAGCGACUCUUCUUCAUACGACUCCUCAUCGCUUUUAUCCCAGCAUGCACUGGGCUUCCUGGAGGCGUGACUGUGAGCAAACCAGAGGCCAGCGGUUUCCUGCACCGAACUCGUCGAGCAAACUACUUGUUUGAGGAGCUGAGGCGAGGCGAUCUGGAGCGUGAGUGUAUGGAGGAGAAAUGCUCCUACGAGGAGGCGAAGGAGAUCUUCGCUCUGCCUCAGCAGCUGGAGACAUUCUGGAAGCUGUACACAGCGGUGGACCACUGCCUCUCCUCUCCUUGUAAGAACGGAGCCACCUGUACUCGUCAUGUAGACACUUAUGCCUGCAAAUGCCUGCCUGGUUUCCAUGGACACAACUGUGACAAAGCUCGCCUGACCUCCAAUGGUUGUCGCUUCAGAAACGGAGGAUGUGAACAUUUCUGCAAAGAUUUGCUGAACCGUUCACACGUCUGUUUCUGCGCUCCAGGAUAUCGCCUUCAUCAAGAUGGCAGCAGCUGCCUGCCCCAAGAUGCUGUGGUCUGUGGAAGACCUCAGAUACACUUUACCCCCAGGGUCAUUAAUGGGAUGGUCUGCCCCAAAGGACACUGCCCCUGGCAGGCUAUGCUCGCUGAACGUAAUGUUUUUAUAUGUGGAGCAAUCGUGCUGUCGGAAAGGUGGGUUUUAACUGCAGCCCACUGCGUUUGGCGAAAACCUGCCGCUGACUUCAACAUCACUGUGGGUGAACAUGACCUCGACCUGGAUGACAGGACUGAGCAGAAGCGGCGGGUGGUCAAAGUGCUGAUCCAUCCCAGCUACAACAAGACCAACUCCGACAGCGACCUGGCCAUGUUGAAGCUUCAUCGCCCGGUCAAACUGGGAUUCUACGUGGUUCCCAUCUGCCUUCCUGCCCGGAACAGCACCUUCAUUCGAACACUGGCGAACGUCCGCUACUCCACCGUGUCCGGUUGGGGCCGUCUGUCGCGGUUCGGCCCCGCCUCUGGAAUCCUCCAGCGGCUGUCGCUGCCGAGGGUCCCUCUGCAGGAGUGCCGCCUCCACACCAAGCUCAACAUCACCAGGAACAUGCUCUGCGCUGGGCUGAGGGCCGGCGGGAAGGAUGCUUGUGAAGGUGACAGUGGUGGCCCUCUGGUGACGCGCUACAAGAAAACCUGGUUCCUGACAGGCGUGGUGAGCUGGGGAAAGGGCUGCGCCAAUGAAAACAUGUACGGGGUCUACGCCAGAGUCAGCCAGUUCCUGGACUGGAUCCAAGAUAUCAUGUACACCAUGUGAAACUGGUUCAGGUCGACACUGAAGAUGUUCAAAGCCGACACGGUGAACAGAAAUGUGAAAGAUAAUAUUCAACUACAAUGAAUUAAUUAAGUGUUUAUAAUUUAUACAAUGAGAAAUGCAGGUGAUUUUGUCUUUUUUGUUAUUUUGUCAAGUUAUAAUCGUGUCUGGCUCAACAAACAAGAUGUAAAGUGUUAUCUUUAAUCAGUGAGACGUGGAUGCUUUUACUAUUCUACAAAACAAAUAAAAAGAUGAGUUAAAACUUUC
Centropristis striata (black sea bass) is the source of this 1615-nucleotide messenger RNA. RefSeq names its product coagulation factor VII, like (gene f7l). The coding region runs from base 62 to 1351 and encodes 429 amino acids. The transcript has 8 exons. Gene Ontology annotation, cellular component: extracellular region. The record is from RefSeq and is a predicted model, not a curated record. NCBI's taxonomy places the organism in Eukaryota, Metazoa, Chordata, Actinopteri, Perciformes, Serranidae. Gene Ontology annotation, biological process: blood coagulation; proteolysis. Gene Ontology annotation, molecular function: calcium ion binding; serine-type endopeptidase activity.